Helianthus annuus (common sunflower) is the source of this 733-nucleotide messenger RNA. Its product is annotated as transmembrane emp24 domain-containing protein p24delta7. Gene Ontology annotation, cellular component: Golgi apparatus; endoplasmic reticulum; endoplasmic reticulum-Golgi intermediate compartment. Bases 74 to 733 code for a protein of 219 amino acids. NCBI's taxonomy places the organism in Eukaryota, Viridiplantae, Streptophyta, Magnoliopsida, Asterales, Asteraceae. The transcript is spliced from 4 exons. Gene Ontology annotation, biological process: endoplasmic reticulum to Golgi vesicle-mediated transport; Golgi organization; intracellular protein transport. The record is from RefSeq and is a predicted model, not a curated record.
UAAACCAAAUAACUUUUAUCCCAUCUAUGCAUUUCCAAAAUCUAGGCUUCUUAUUCUCAUCUCAAAUUCCACAAUGCGGAGAUCGAUCAACAUACCUACAUUAAUCAUCGUGACGGUGAUGAUAUUAAUAUUAUUAACAUCAUCACCGUUGGUGAUCGGUAUGAGGUUUGAUUUGGAAACAGGAGCUACAAAAUGCAUAACCGAGGACAUUAAGAUUAAUGCGAUGACCGUCGGAAAGUAUAGCAUUGUCAAACCGGUCGAAGGGUUUCCUUUGUCGGAAUAUGAUCGGAUCACUGUCCGGGUAACAUCGCCGCUGGGGAAUAAUUAUCACUAUGCAGACCGUAAACAAUCUGGUAGUUUUGCAUUCACUGCCGGCGAGGCUGGUGAUUAUAUGGCUUGUUUCUGGGCAGCUAAACAAUCUCCUGACAAAUCUUUGUCGAUUGAUUUCGAGUGGAAGUCGGGUCUGGCUGCAAAAGAUUGGUCCAAAGUGGCUAAAAAAGGACAGGUUGAAAUGAUGGAACUCGAGUUGAAGAAACUGUAUGAUUCCGUUACCAUGGUCCAUGAAGAAAUGUUCAAUCUUCGUGCAAGGGAGGAAUUGAUGCAACAACUUAUAAGAUCGACGAAUGCGAAGAUGGCAACUUUCAGUUUUUUCUCACUUGUAAUUUGCUUAUCAGUGGCUGCUUUGCAGCUAUGGCAUUUGAAAGCAUUUUUUCAGAGGAAGAAGCUCAUUUAG